UGCUGGCUGCAUGUUCGCUGACAUCUCACAGUCACAACUGAGACCUCUUCCACAGCAGCAAGUGGCCAUCCCUGGCACCAUGAAUUUAAACUUCACCUCUCCAAUUCAUCAGGUGUCCACCCAGAGACCCACAUCCUUCUUCAUAGAGGAUAUCCUACUACACAAGCCCAAGCCACUAAGAGAGUCCAGCAGCAGUCACUUCAGCAGUAGCUUUGCCUCCCGAGUUCCCUUCUUUGAUUAUGGCUACCCUUUAAUGCCAACUCCCACCAUCCUUGCACCCCAUCCCCACCACCCUUUGCACAAGGUGGAACACCACCCGUUUUUCCUAGCCACCUCCGGUCUCCCCAUGCCUGCCCUAUUCCCUCAUCACAGUGAGCUGCCGGGAAAGCACUGCCGGAGGAGGAAAGCGCGCACCGUGUUCUCGGAUUCACAGUUAUCGGGUUUGGAGAAACGCUUUGAGUUGCAGCGUUACUUGUCCACCCCAGAGAGAGUGGAGCUAGCCACUGCACUCAGCCUAUCAGAGACACAGGUGAAAACCUGGUUCCAAAACCGGAGGAUGAAGCACAAAAAGCAGCUGAGAAAGACUCAGGAUGACAGUAAAGCCCCAUCCAGUGAUGGACCCCUAGACCAUGGCUCCAGUGACACAGAACUCGGGGACAAUUCCGGAGCCGAUAUAGACAAGGACCCAAACAGCCAGAGUCGGUACCUGAGAGAUGAACCAGAUGAUGAGGUGGAUAUCAUAGAGGAUGAUAUGUGUCCCCCCCAUCUGCUAUAACAGCCGGAUAAAAAGGACACCUAGAGCUUGGGGGCUUUAAUGGAAUAUGCAUCCAUAAACACCAUGACAUGAGCAGGGGGACCCCGAGACUGCUGUACAGCACACACUCUUGAGUGGGGGGGCUCUGUUAUCAGAGAUGGGUGUUAAUAAACUCAUACAACACCUCAAAUCAAAGUCUUUAUAUGACCCUCCCACAGUUUUCCUAACUCUACUACUGAUGAACCCAGCAAAUCACAUGGACAGGAGAGGACCUCAGCGCCCCAUCAACAAGAUGCAGGAGCCUAAUAUUAUAUCAUGGUAUUAUACACCUGUUGUGACUUCAUCAGAGAAGACCCACAAUUUCCCCAUUUCCCUUGUGCACUUUCAUUUCUCCAUGCUAUGUGUCAUUUGUCAAUGGUUGUAAAAAUCCCUUCUACGUGUGCGAAUAACUGUCCAUUUUGUAGUGAACAAUGCUCACUACGCUGAAUAUAUACAUAUAUAUAGAUCAACAUCAGUCUAAACAUGUCAACAGAGAAUCAUUCUUAAAUUACAGCCGGGGAAACCAAAUAUAUAUAUUGAUUUGGUUCCCCCAGCUGUAGUAAGAAUGAUUCUCUGUUGACAUGUUUAGGCUGUUUUUCUAAAGGAGUUGAGAAUCUUUAAAUAUUUUCUUCAUUUAUCCCAUCACGUGAAAAGCCAAUUGCUGUAUAUUUAUUUAUUAUUUUAUUUGCACAUGAUUGGGUAUUCAAAGUGAACAAAGCUACAAUUUAUUGAGAGAAGAUUCUCAACUCCUUUAGUUAAUUAUUAGUAAAUUAUUUUUAACACAAAUUUUUAGAUGAAAAUGAUGUUGUAAUCUUUUUCUGAAUUCCUGUCUUCAAUUAGCCAGCAAUCUAUCUAUCUAUCUAUCUAUCUAUCUA
Molecule: messenger RNA, 1668 nt
Organism: Rana temporaria (common frog)
Lineage: Eukaryota; Metazoa; Chordata; Amphibia; Anura; Ranidae
Gene: BSX
Product: brain specific homeobox
Exons: 3
Coding region: 11-775 (254 amino acids)
Biological process (GO): regulation of DNA-templated transcription
Molecular function (GO): DNA binding; DNA-binding transcription factor activity, RNA polymerase II-specific
Source: RefSeq, a predicted model, not a curated record